Messenger RNA from Actinia tenebrosa (Australian red waratah sea anemone), 1128 nucleotides. RefSeq names its product MIF4G domain-containing protein A. Lineage: Eukaryota; Metazoa; Cnidaria; Anthozoa; Actiniaria; Actiniidae. The record is from RefSeq and is a predicted model, not a curated record. Gene Ontology annotation, cellular component: cytosol. Gene Ontology annotation, molecular function: RNA binding; protein binding; translation activator activity. Gene Ontology annotation, biological process: regulation of translational initiation.
AAUGGCGGGUCGUGGUAGGGGAAGAGGUAGAGGAAUUGCUUUACCUGAAACUCGGCCCGGAGAAACAUCAGGCGAUCUAAAACCUGCAAAAAUACAAAGCGAAGAAACCAAACAACCAAUUCCUGAACCAAAACUUUACGAUUUUGAGGAACUUUGUGGAGAAUUCAAGGUUUUAAAAGUGACAAGUAGCCAAGAUGAGGUAAAAGAUCUCGUCCAAAAAGCAAAAGAUUCCACCAAAACUGAUGAAAACUUCUCACAAAUAAUCGAGAUUUUGUACCAGAAUGUCUUUAAGGAUAACGAAACUGCAGAAAUUGCAGCACAAGUAGGAAGUCAGUUGAGUUCUCUAGAGGGAAUUGGAGGAAAAUUUCGAUCUUGUUUACUGAAACGCGCACAAGACCAUUACAAGAACAGAGAGAAUCUGAGCAAAGACUCUCUUUCUGAAUGGACAGGACUUUUGUCUUUACUUUGUGAAAUUUUUCGAGUCUUGAAGAUCAGUGGACAACCCUUCAAGCCUCUAGCAGGCCCGAUCUCCGAGAUGAUGGGAGAGAUAUUACUCAAUGUUGAUGAUGGAGUCAAAAUUGAGUGUUUUUACCAAAAUUUUAAAAAUGUUGGGAAAAUGUUACAAGCCAUUGACAAGACUAAAAUGGAAUUCUUGAUGUGUAAGAUAAGAGAUUCCAUCAUAAGCGAGCAAUCAAACCCUGAGACAAGAUGUAUGCUUAUUGAGCUUCUGGAACUACAUGCUUCAAACUGGAUACUGAAUCAAGAUGUGCAGCGCUUCUACUGCGAUGCAAUGGCUGACAUCCUUGCGCUGCAGGGAUAGUACAGCUGUACUUCCAUGUGUAAAGUGAGAGUGUUCAUCAAGACCAGGAAUCAUGCAUUCUUCUUGGGUUCUUAGGAUUCUGGGAAGGUGUGAGUCAGCUAAUCAAGUACAUGUAGUAUACUCUUUGUUAUCAGGGAGCAUAAUUUAACUUUAUUAAUAUUCUAUAAUAUUUUAUUCCCAUUUAAUUAAUUCUUUUUAUAACUGUAUCUAAAAUAAAGGUUGCAUCUUGGGGCAUCAAAACGGGGCUCAAGACACAGGGAUACCAUAAUGUAAUUUGUAAUUUGCUUUAUUAAAAGGAUUGCAAUCAU